Protopolystoma xenopodis is the source of this 468-nucleotide messenger RNA. Lineage: Eukaryota; Metazoa; Platyhelminthes; Monogenea; Polystomatidea; Polystomatidae. The record is from the annotation of a GenBank genome assembly.
AUGGGCACCCAUUUGGCAUGCCAGUUUGACUGGUGCCUACUUGACGUCAAAAUUCAACACGCUUGUCUGCGAAAAUCUCCAGAGCCCAACUGCAAUGAUGAGCAAAACAACAAACACAGCGAAAAUAGAGCCUACAACCAUUGGCCAAAUGAAGGCUGGUCUCUUGUGUACAGCCUCUCUGGUCGCCUGCUCUAUCGGGCUGAGAGUGGGCUUAUUCAUGUCGGCCGAAUUGGUGGCACUCUGGCUUUGAAACUCUUCGGCUUCCGCGAACGCUCUGCUCUUCAGGAGGUCAUUCUGCUCGGCGCCUCGGGCCGAACUGGUUUUCGUCGAGCUCUGCGACACAUGAACUCGCGAAAUUUGUCGUUCCCGGCUGUCCGACGAGCUCGACGCGGCGUCCAUGACCCAGCCAUCCUCGGUGCUGUGAGGACCCCGUGCCUGCGUCGCAUCCGAACUGGGCCUCCGGGCUAG